This is a messenger RNA of Porites evermanni, 618 nucleotides long. NCBI's taxonomy places the organism in Eukaryota, Metazoa, Cnidaria, Anthozoa, Scleractinia, Poritidae. The record is from the annotation of a GenBank genome assembly.
AGCUCAGGAAGCACCGAAUUUCAGGCCGCAUUGGACACGUUUUCCGCCAUGGAAAUAAACGAAACGAAACGACAAGAAAAAGGAUCGACAAAGUCUGUUGAAGAAAGUAUCGAUACGAAAAAGUUGGUUCAAAGACGACAAUGUUUAAGCGAGUUUGCUUCAGUAGAUCUGGGAACGGCAGUAUCUACGUCUCCGCAUAGAGAACGUCGCAAAUCCCUGCCAUCCCUUGGACUUGUUGCAGUGGAUAUUCAAUACAGCAUCCCCCCCUCUAAGAAGAAUUCCAGAUCGUAUGGUUUCCCCUCGACCUUGGCGAGUGAUACAGCGGAGAGCAAGUUAUACAGAAUUAAUGAAAUUUCAAAGAAAGAAGCGAAUUCCGUUCACUCUAAAGGGACGUAAACUAAUUCGUUUGGAUCUCGUCAUGUCGGAGGUAGCUCAAAUUUGUUACCGACAAGGCGGUUUUCAGUCGGAGCAAAAAGCAAUAAACCUCCAAACACCAAUUUUGCCUUUAGCACGAAGCAAAGAAGAGCGUCUUGCUCGACGUGUAACGAAAACAGCUCUACAAAGUGGCGUGUAUUGAUCCAUCAAAGGUCUCUCAAUAUCGACGACGACUGUGAAAGU